Messenger RNA from Striga asiatica, 3606 nucleotides. Lineage: Eukaryota; Viridiplantae; Streptophyta; Magnoliopsida; Lamiales; Orobanchaceae. The record is from the annotation of a GenBank genome assembly.
UUUAAAAUUAAAUAAAAAAUCCCUAUUCCGGGCUCAAUCAUCUGCGAACAAUCUAGCGGUACCUCGAAUUUCUUCUCCCUAAAUCUCCAUCAUUUGCUCUCCGUAAUUCUCCAUGGACGUGAAGCUUCGAUCCCCAUUUUUCGCCGGCGCGUUGUGUUUGUUUCUGAUCGGAACCCAGUUUUUGAAAUCGACGGCCUUGAUUGCUAACCAAGAAUUCAAUCCUCCAUAUUCAAAAGCUAUUUCGGAUUUGAAGGAAGCAAUUGUGAAAGGGUUAGGGUUCCAAGCUGAGGAUUUCAAGAUAUCUGGGUUUGAUUUGAGGGAUGCCCAGGUGGGGAAGUCGGUGGCGUAUGAAUUCGAUGUGGAGAUUGAUAAUAAAGUGAUGCCGUUGAAGUUGUUGGAGGAUGUGAAAAAAUGGGAAUACGUGGAUUUACCCAUUUUCCAAACGGAGCACCCUAUUCGACCUGGGGACGCAAAUGGGCUGCUACCAAGAAGAAAGUUUGAUGAUAAGAUGCCCGUGCUUGUCCCGUUUCAAUUGGCGGGCCCCAUGGAGCUCUGGAUUCAGGAUGCUGAUCAUAUGAGGAUAUCGUUGCCUCACGACGUGGAUGCCGGUGUCUUAAAGAAAGUCGUCCUAGCCGAAGGUGCCGUGGUCACAGUCAAGGGCGCCCGAUCAGUCAGUCUUCGGCACCCAGUCGAGCUCCCUCUCCCCUUCAACCGAACCACCACCUCAACCUUUGCCUCGGGCCUCCUGACCCUAGCCGAGCACCUCCAGACCGCAGCCCGUUCUUCAAACGGGCCCAUAAUCUCCCUCCGCAUCGUGGGCCCCACUUCCCUCACCUCCCCUCCCUCUCCUUCACGGGACAGCCGCCUCAAGCUCAAACGCCUUGCCCCAGGCCUGGUGGAGUUAUCCUCCGCUUCGCGCACAAAGCACGGUCCAGGCCCAAUCUCAGCCGUCGAUCUCCACGGAGAAUCGACAGCCUUGCUUGCUCCAGACCGAUUCUCAGCCCUGUGGCCUGUGGUUUCGGUAAACGGGUCAAGCCCGAACCUUGUUGGGUUCGAGGCCCUGUUAUCGUCUGUUUUGGGCCCGCGGGCUAAGAAGGAGGGCUCGUUUAAGCUUGUGAGGGCGGAUGUUUCGGCCCAGACAUUUAUGAAAAUAGGGUUCGGGGUGGAGAGGAAGGUGGGGGAAAAGGAGGUGGAAGGUAUACCGGUGUGGAGGACAAAGCCAUCGAGCGUGACUAUGCAUUUCGAGGUUUUGGCGAAAGUCGAGGGGAAUAAAGUUGUUCCGGAGAGGGUGGUGCAGGUGAACCCUGUGAUUGGAGAGGACACGGUGGAGUCCAGUGUGCUCGUGGGGAAUGUUACGAUGUCGAGGGUGCAGGUGGUGCACCCGCCUGCGAACCCGUUUUCGUUGUGAGUGGCUUUUUCUUGUUGGGUUGUUUGAACUGUAGCUCUUUUUUGGGGGGGUUGAUUUUUGAAAUGGAAGUUGAGGCUGAGAAAAAAGUGUAGAGGUUCUUGUUUGUUAUAAAUUAUAAUUAGGCUGUGAUGAUGAUAUAUAUGUAUAUGACAGUUGUAUGAGAUGGGGCCUGAUGUGGAAGAUGUAUUGAUGUUGGUUGCCCUUUGAUGUGAGCUUUGUUAUUGUGACAUUAGUUAGUGACUUCAAAUGUCGUUUUGCCAUGCGUUGAACUGUCAAAUACUGUUCGAGAUACUUGUGGUUGCCUGGGAGAGCUUCUGGUUUUGUGUGUAACAAAGUGACAUAUGUUAUUCAUUCUCUGUUUUGGUCUCUUAUUUAUUGUCGUUGGACUGAAUUUCAGAAUUGUGUGAUUACUCAAAGUCGCAUUUUCCACCAGAAAGCUUUUGUAUAUGUUGCCUAUUUGCAUCCGAUUUUGGAGACAUCAGCUAAAUCAAAUGAGCCUAGUGAUUGCUACCAUACCUCCGAAGACUUCUUUUCUCCCUCUAUCUUUCUCUCGCACUCUCACAGCGCAGAAUUUCAGAACCCCAGGGUGUGCAGGAAAAAGGAAUUUGGUUGUACUCAACCAAAGUCGAAAUCUUGAAAACCGUACCAGUGGGCUAAGCUUGGAAACUAUGGAACAAAAGCAGCCGUCUCCUGAAAUCGGUCGGACACUUUAUCCAGAUAUUGAACCGUUCAAUACGGGUUUUCUUAAGGUUUCGGAUAUUCACACAAUUUAUUAUGAACAGUCGGGGAACCCAGAUGGGCAUGACCUGACAGAAUUUCUUUUACCAAGAUUCCUUGUGUACUUUGUGAAUUAUCAUGUGAUGCAGCCGGCGGUUUUUCUCCAUGGAGGUCCAGGAGGCGGGACUUCACCUAAUAACCGGAAAUUCUUUGAUCCUAGUUUUUACAGGAUCAUCUUAUUUGAUCAGAGAGGUGCUGGUAAAAGUAUUCCUCAUGCUUGCCUGGAGGAGAAUACGACUUGGGACCUUAUUGAGGACAUUGAAAGGCUUAGAGAUCACCUCAAAGUUCCAGAAUGGCUGGUAUUUGGUGGUUCAUGGGGAAGCACACUUGCUUUGGCAUACAGUGUAUCUCAUCCUGACAAGGUCACUGGCCUGGUUUUGAGAGGCAUUUUUCUGCUGCGUAAGAAAGAAAUUGACUGGUUUUAUGAGGGUGGAGCUGCUGCAAUAUUCCCUGAUGCUUGGGAGUCAUUUAGAGAUCUUAUUCCAGAAAGUGAAAGAGGAUGUUUUGUCGAUGCCUACCACAAGAGGUUAAACUCCAAUGACAAGGAAACACAAUAUUCAGCUGCUCGGGCAUGGACGAAAUGGGAGUUAGAGACAGCUCAUCUUCGGCCAAAUGAAGUACACAUAAAACGAGGAGCUGAUGACGAGUUUUGCUUGGCUUUUGCAAGAAUUGAGAACCACUACUUUGUCAACAGAGGAUUUUUCCCUUCAGAUUCAUACCUGUUGGACAAUAUUGAGAAAAUUACGCACAUCAAAACUGUAAUUGUGCAGGGAAGAUAUGAUGUCUGCUGCCCGAUGAUGUCAGCAUGGGAUCUUCAUAAGGCUUUGCCUGAGGCUGAUUUUAGAGUGGUACCUGAUGCAGGCCAUUCUGCAAACGAACCAGGAACAUCAGAAGAACUAGUUGCUGCAACUAAUAAGUUGAAGUUUAUUUUCGAGGGAAAAUCAGCCUGAAGUGUAUUUUCAACUAAUGGUGUUUCAUGCAUUCAAAAUGGGGACUUGUUGAGGGGGGUUUCCCUUUGUGCUUUAUCUGGAAAAUUGCUGUUAGACGAUUGUUCGGAUUUUGGGAUUUCAUGAAGUUGUUAGCGAAGCAGGAUUAAACAGUUUUAUUACUACACAGACUGACUACUUUUCCAGCUUCUUCUACCGAUAAUAGGCAUUUUCUGGAGAACAUAAUUGUUAAAGGAAGUCAUUAACUAAAUGAAAAAAUUGAACCAUCACAAGCCAAAAUAAAGGAUGUACUUUACACCUUGAGGUAAUUCUACCGAGCGCUUUUCGUGGCCUUACGUUAGGACUCCUGGCUGCCAUUACCUGUUUAGAACAAAUGCAUGAUAAAUCAUUUUAAUUUUAGAUAUCCAGAUAACUGCAAAGGCAAACGAGUUGAUUUGUCUUAUCAAGUUUUGAUUUAUUUAUUUUGAGAAAAAU